GGGCCUAGCCUAAACUCAAAUAUCUAACUGAAGAAGGGGCAAGUGGAAAGACCCAAACCCGAUCUAUAAGGAACUAAUCGGCCCGGAAAGUGUUGCAGCGUUUAUGCGAGUGAACGUGCAGACAGAAAACGGAACACCGAUCAAAGAUGUGGAGGCGUUUCACUUCACUACCUCUAUUCUUUUCGCAUCUUCAACAGGUGAGAAGAGCUGAUGAGCUGAAGAUUUGUCAAGCAUUUUGUACUGAAAUUGUCAAACCGCCGGUAGAAGGUGAAAGUAAUUCCAGAAGAAAUAUCCCUUUUGUCGCUUUUGUAUUGGGAGGUCCUGGUAGUGGUAAAGGCACUCAAUGCCUGAAGAUUGCUGAAACUUUUGGGUUCGAUCACAUAGGUGCAGGAGAUCUAUUGAGGAAAGAGAUGCAUUCUGACUCUGAGAAUGGUGCCAUGAUUCAAAAGUUAAUGAAGGAAGGAAGUAUUGCUCCAUCAGAGGUGACUGUCAAGCUGAUUAAAAAGGCAAUUGAAUCAGCUGAAAAUCGUAAGUUUCUAAUAGAUGGUUUCCCAAGAAGCGAAGAGAAUAGAGUGGCGUAUGAGAAGAUUAUUGGUGCUGAACCGAACUUUGUGCUUUUCUUUGAUUGCCCUGAAGAAGUAAUGGUCAAACGAGUAUUGAACCGGAAUGAGGGGCGAGUUGAUGAUAAUGAACAUACAGUUAAGGAGCGCCUAAAAGUAUAUAAAGCUAUAACUCUUCCAGUAGCAAACCACUAUGCCAGGAAAGGAAAGCUUUACAAGGUCAAUGGUACUGGAACUCAGGAAGAGAUAUUUGAACGAGUCCGUCCAAUCUUCGCUUCAUUGAGGUUGUCGACAUAAACUGAUUCCUACAGAAGCAAGUGAUAGUAAUUGAAGAAGUUGAAUUUGCUGUAGAAAAGCACACUAGAAUGUAGAUCAAUUCAUGGAAGAAAAAGUGAAAAGGCAAAUUGCUAGUCCAAGUUUUGCUAUUUGUUCCUGCUUUUCUGGUGAAAAAUCUAGAGUCAAACUGCCAAACAUGAAAGAUAAAAUCCGCCUCCUCUGUUGCCAAUCUUUAGGCAAACCAAACCUACCCACUAAUAUAGAUGAUACCUCUCAUCCAGCAAGUUUACAGUUUGUCUUUUUCUUUUCCUUUUUGUUGUAAUUGUUACACAUUACCUUUACUUCUUUCAUGCUAUAACCAGUAUUGCAUACACACACGCGACAUGCAUAAGAAUAACAGUGUUCAAAUACAUUAUUUCUGCAGUCAAGAGUCCUGCAAAUUGUGAUAAUUUCAUGGAAGAUGUUGUAAAAUAAAAUUACAGGCAAUUUUAAUGAUCUCUGUCCAAUCCUGCGACCCAUAUGUAAUGCAUUUGAAUAAAUGGGAGG
Molecule: messenger RNA, 1382 nt
Organism: Solanum stenotomum
Lineage: Eukaryota; Viridiplantae; Streptophyta; Magnoliopsida; Solanales; Solanaceae
Product: UMP-CMP kinase
Exons: 10
Coding region: 147-857 (236 amino acids)
Biological process (GO): 'de novo' pyrimidine nucleobase biosynthetic process; UDP biosynthetic process; CDP biosynthetic process
Cellular component (GO): cytoplasm; nucleus
Molecular function (GO): ATP binding; UMP kinase activity
Source: RefSeq, a predicted model, not a curated record